AUGUACGGUGCGUUGCUUAUUGUAAGGCAGAAGUUGAGAGAGUAUUAUAAAAAGACUUACCGUAAUUACAGUUUUCUCUAUAGUACUGGAACGUUACUUGCUCCUCAGUAUAAGUUAAGUACUUUCGAUAAUAGAGAGUACUCUACUUACUACGAAGAUACGUUAAAAAGCACAGAGCUUAAUCAGCUUCUUGAGCUAUCUAAUACAAAUAUAUUCUAUAAAGGGGUAGAAUAUAAUGAAGUAGAUCAGUAUCUUAGAGAAGUCCUGGCCACCGGUGCGGGUAUAGAAAGGCUUUUUAAUAGUGUACAAGAUAUUUAUUAUUAUCGUCGAGGAUCUCUUUAUAAGGGGACCAUUUAG
This is a messenger RNA of Penicillium waksmanii, 357 nucleotides long. RefSeq lists its product as uncharacterized. The record is from RefSeq and is a predicted model, not a curated record. NCBI's taxonomy places the organism in Eukaryota, Fungi, Ascomycota, Eurotiomycetes, Eurotiales, Aspergillaceae. Bases 1 to 357 code for a protein of 118 amino acids. The transcript is spliced from 3 exons.